AUGAUAAUAUCACGUCUGACAAAGGCUCUGCUUCGAUACAGAUCAUCAUGGCAUAUCAGGAGUAACGUGUGUCGACACUUGCAAACUGACGUCGAUUGGAAGAAUGGAGAAUUUGUCAACUCGACUACCAACGUGCUCCUUAUUGGGAGUCCUGGAUCAGGGAAGACAACUGUGGCCCGGCUGCUCGGCGCCAUGAUGAACCGUCCAGUGGUGGACAUUGACGAUGACCACUUAGAACCCUACUGGAACAUGACGGUGGCAGACAAGCUGUCCAAGGUUGGAGGUGAUAGGUUUCUGGAAGAAGAAGGUAAAGCGUUGUUGAAGUUCGACGGUAAGGGCCAGAUCGUCUCCCUCACAGGUUCGAACCCCAUGCAUGCUGACGCCAUGACACAUAUAGCCAAAUCAGGGACAGUAUUCUUCCUUGACUGCUCAAAUAAGGAAAUCAUCAACAGGUUAAACAUGAUGAAGGUCAACAGAAUCGUAGGUCAAGGUGACGGUGCUAGUAUGGAGGAAAUACUCAAAUACCGACGUCAAUUCUAUGAAAAACAUUAUGACGUCAGGGUUGUUUGCGAGGAAGGAGAGACCCCAGAAAGCAUUGCUAACAAAAUAAAAACCAAGUAUAAUAGUUUUGUCUACGACAAAGGCUACGUGUCGACCAGAGGCUCCACCACCAAACCCCGUGUUCCGUUUUUCCACACGGUUCUCAAAGGGCUAGCGGAAGAUGGCGGCCUCUACACAAUGGCGGGAGACUUGCCAAGAUUUACAAAUGGCCAGCUUGACAGAUUGGUGCAUUGCGACUACAGAGAGAGGGCGCUAGGUAUCCUUGAACAACUCAUUCAUCCUUUUGAUCUCUCGCCAAGGUUACUACAGAAUUUCGUAAAUGAUGCUUACCAUUGCGAAUCCUUUGCUUCCGAGGAUAUUUUCCCAGUGCGCCACCUAACGGGGAAUCAGUACAUUCUGGAACUGUUUCAUGGGCCUACGGGAUCUUUUAAAGAUGGUGCUCUACAGCUCAUGCCGAUGUUCUUCACAGCAGCCAUGGAGAUAAAUAGAACCUCAGACACACAUUUUUAUUGCAGUUACCUGAUCGUGGUGGCAACCUCGGGGGACACAGGGGGUGCGGUGUUGGACGGAUUCAGUAGACAUGCUGGUGGGUCUGGAGUGGGCGUGGUUGUCAUGUACCCUUCCCGUGGAAUCAGCCAACUUCAGCAACACCAGAUGACCACCAUGGCGGGAGACAACCUCAGAGUGAUAGGAGUUGACAGUGACUUCGACUUCUGCCAGACAACAGUUAAACAGAUCUUUCAGGAUGAAGAAUUCGCAGAUGCGCUGCAACGUGACCAUUCUUGCAAACUGAGUGCCGCCAACAGUUUGAACUGGGGUCGCCUGCUUCCUCAAAUCGUAUAUCACAUCUCCGGUUACCUCGACCUUGUCAAAAUGAGAGUAAUCUCCCUUGGUGAUGAAAUCGAUGUCUGUAUCCCAACGGGGAACUUUGGGAAUAUUCUCGCAGCCUAUUACGCCAAGGAAAUGGGAGUUCCAGUUCGACGCCUCAUCUGCGCCUCCAACAGCAACAACGUCCUCACCGACUUCCUAAACACAGGCAACUACGAUCUGACAUCACGAACACUUCUCCGCACAGCAUCCCCAGCUAUCGACAUUCUGAAGUCGUCUAACCUUGAGCGCCUCCUGUACCACGCACACGACAACGAUGGCGCUGCUGUGAGCCAGCUCUAUGCAGAUCUUGACAGGCAGGGGAGGUUUUCAGUGUCAGACGAGGUUCUUAGACGUAUUCAGAGCUCCUUCGUUGCAGGUUCCUGUGAUGAACAGACUUGCCAACAAACGGUACUAAAAACAUACAAAGACACAGGGUAUCUCCUCGACCCCCACACGGCAGUGGCCAAGUCGGUGGCAGAUAGACUCGGGGACAGAUCUUGUCCCGUGCUCAUCUCGGGAACAGCCCACUAUGCCAAGUUCGCUGACAGCGUUCUCCCUUUCAUAGGACAGAUGACGUCAUCAGAGGAUGCAUCAGUGUCGGGACUUAUUCGGAAGUCACUUGAGUUGAAACCAAGGCCUGCCAUGCAUCGGGACUUGGAAGACAUGACAACAAAACCUGUUGUCCACAGGGAAACGUCUUCAGCUGAUUAUGAAAGUGUCAAAAGGCACAUCAGGAAUUUUAUAGAACAUUUAAAGAGCUAAUCCAUAUUAGGACGUUGCCUACGCACCAUGUGAUGUUCAGCAUUACCUUCUGUUUGAGGGGGUGGUGUUUAGCAUUGUACCAGCUUGGCGGGGAUCGAUUGGGUAGCCUAGUGGUUAAAGCGUUCGCUUGUCACGCAGAAGACCCGGGUUCGAUUCCCCAUAUGGGUACAAUAUGUGAAGCCCAUUUAUUGUGUCCCCUGCCGUGAUAUUGCUGGAAUAUUGCUAAAAGCGGCGUAAAACUAUUCUCACUCACUGUUUGUUUGACCAACCGAAUAGUUGUGUCGACUUUACGACAGGUAUAGGUUGCGGGGGAUCUAGUCUAUGCUGGAAGCUCCAGGGAAUAUGGUUAAUGAACGGGCAAGACGGAUUCGGAAUGACACUUCCGUAGUAAGUGAGGACAUCGUGGGUAGUGUAUCGGAUGGACUGACCCACCAUCGCGUGCUCACACGUGCUAUACCGUUUGUAUUUUGUGAUAUCCAAAUAUCGGUUUGGCACUUACCAGAAUGGUUCAAAUGACCACUAAGUAUAUGUGGAUAAUCACUUUAAUGUUUGACUCUUGAAUGCUCUGGUGUUAUGCUAUUGGUGCCACGGUCAAUGGAAAUUUGGUGCCGUUUGAAGUUUUAUUGGUUAUCGUGGGGAAUGGGGAAGUCAGACUUUGGAACGUUCCCUGAGGGGACGAUACGUACCCCUGUAUGGGCAAAAUAAAAAUACUGAUUGUGGACGACGAACGGAUGUGGUAAUCAGGUUUAAUGAAUGAGUGGGUUUGUUGUC
Messenger RNA from Haliotis rubra (blacklip abalone), 2964 nucleotides. RefSeq names its product threonine synthase-like 1. The transcript has 10 exons. The record is from RefSeq and is a predicted model, not a curated record. Gene Ontology annotation, cellular component: cytoplasm. Bases 1 to 2193 code for a protein of 730 amino acids. NCBI's taxonomy places the organism in Eukaryota, Metazoa, Mollusca, Gastropoda, Lepetellida, Haliotidae.